AUGAGUUCUAAACCGCUCAUCGCCAACGAAGUUUUGGCAUUCAUUAAUCAUGCCAUCGAUUAUAUGGAUGAGGUCAGCAUCGUGCAGAUCUGCAGAUCAGCCUACAAAGAGGAUGAGGUUUGCAGUGCAAAGCUGCUACUCUUCAAGUCGCUCGGACAACUCGAGCAGAUGCCAUCCCGCCGAAGGGACGGUGGGGACAAGAGCCUGCAGGAUAUCAUCUCCCUGCUGAAGAGGACAGAUCCUGAUGACGUGCCUGAGUUCCUGGCGAAAGACUUGCAUAAGCUGCCUCCCGUCACGUUCGAUCACGUCGAUGUCACCAGGCUGUUGAAAGACAUAACGUGUCUUAAGGCGAGCCUGGAAGAUAUGAAGUCCAAGAUGGAAGCUUCACAGGUGACCAUCAGUGACCUGCGUGGUGAAGUAGCGUUGUUGCGCAACGCUGUUUCUAUAAUUUCGAUCGCCGAUGUAGCUGACGAUGCACCCCGCUCCGCCGCCGCCGCCGCUGCUGUGUCAACACCUGCGACCGAACCUUGCGUAGGAACAUCGACCCCCAAACGCGCCUACGCAGCAGUUGCAGCCACCAACAAGCCCGCUGUGACGCAAACAAAGCGGACCAAAGCAAAAGGGGGUAAACAAACCCGUGGCACAUCACAGCCACAGACUAGUCCUAAGAAGGACACGUGCGACAAGGAUGGCUUCAAAAAGGUAGAAAGGAGAAAAAAGAGGCCAACUUGUAGGAAUAAGUGCGGAACUGCACAAACUGGACCAAACAUCCUGCUGCGUCCAGUACCAACGACGCAGUUGUACGUGUCCCGUCUACAUCACACCACGACGGUGGAGCAGAUCGUGGAGUAUGUCCGAUCCAAGACCAACUGGACCUUGAAGGUGGCGAAGUUGGAGUCGCGCCACAAUACGAACUUUAAUUCGUUCAUGGUGCGAGUUCCAACUCAUCACUUGGAGACAUUCCUCAAGGAAGAGUUUUGGCCGAAGGGUGUCGUAUAUCGGAGGUUCCGAGGAUGGCUACGCGACACCACGCAGCAUCACAAGGCAGUAGUAGUAUCGCAGUGGACGUCAGUGCUCCGGUUGGUGGAGGCCCAGCUGAGGAAGGCGGGCGUCCGCAGCGUCACGCUCAGCGGCGCCGUGCCUGUACCUGCGCGCGCCCCGCUACUCACUGCCAUCAACGACCCCCAUUCCGAUGUAAAGGUGAUGCUACUGUCGCUAUGCGCCGGUGGCGUGGGUCUGAACCUCUGCGGGGCGAACCACUUACUGUUGCUGGACCCGCACUGGAACCCACAGCUUGAGGAGCAGGCGCAGGACCGGAUUUACAGGGUCGGACAGACCAAGGACGUCAAUAUUUAUAGAUUCAUGUGCGUUGAUACGGUGGAGCAAUCAAUCAGAAAGCUGCAGCAGGCCAAACUGGAGUUGGCAGAGAACGUGCUAACAGGCGCCAAGAAUACCAACAACUCCAAACUCACCAUUGAAGACCUCAAAAUGCUUUUCAACAUGGGCCAGUCGUGCGUGAACCAGGCGCCGCACGUCACCAAGCGCCUGCUUGCAAUCAUAGUGCUGUUGACUGGCCUGCUGUGUAUGUUCGGAGGCUAUCUACUGGGUCGGGUGGCUCGUGUCGAGCCGAGGAAGAACAACGAAAUGUUGACCCACAACCUGACAAUACUAGCAGACAGUAUUUAUAAGAAAGCUAAAAGGAUUCCACCGAAACUCCUUCAUCAAAACGAUCCAGAUAAAAUACAAAUUAAAUUAUUUGACAUUUUCAACUGUACGCACCUCUGCGGCACUUUGAACAAAUAUAAUCUGGCUGAGUUCGUUAGGAAUUCUAUUAACUUUCAAGUGACGAAAUUAAUGAAGUCUGUGAACAACGCAUCUGUCUAUUUGGAUAGCCUUAGCUGA
This is a messenger RNA of Spodoptera exigua (beet armyworm), 1902 nucleotides long. NCBI's taxonomy places the organism in Eukaryota, Metazoa, Arthropoda, Insecta, Lepidoptera, Noctuidae. The record is from the annotation of a GenBank genome assembly.